Cantharellus anzutake is the source of this 1159-nucleotide messenger RNA. RefSeq names its product rRNA adenine dimethylase. Gene Ontology annotation, biological process: rRNA methylation. The record is from RefSeq and is a predicted model, not a curated record. Lineage: Eukaryota; Fungi; Basidiomycota; Agaricomycetes; Cantharellales; Hydnaceae. Gene Ontology annotation, molecular function: rRNA (adenine-N6,N6-)-dimethyltransferase activity. The transcript is spliced from 6 exons. Gene Ontology annotation, cellular component: mitochondrial matrix. The coding region runs from base 46 to 1002 and encodes 318 amino acids.
CGUCGCGAUCCAGUGACGGUUCUGCUCAUACAUUUAACAUCGGCAAUGCCUCGAGCAACAUCAGAGAAGUUUUCGCGUUUUCACGCACCGUCUGCCAAACCAAAAUCUUCAGGCUCAGGAAAUGUGGGUACUGCCAACCCCUUGUUCAACGUGGAAAAAUUUGGGCAGCACAUAUUGAAGAAUCCUCGAGUGGCCCAAGGUAUCGUUGACAAGGCAAACCUUCGACCCACAGAUAUUGUUCUUGAAGUAGGGCCUGGUACUGGUAACCUCACUGUACGGAUUUUGGAGCGUGCAAAGCAAUGUACGGCAAUCGAGCUGGACCCCCGCAUGGCUGCUGAACUCGUGAAGCGUGUCCAAGGGAAACCAGAACAGAAAAAACUCAAUGUUAUGAUCGGUGACUUUGUGAAGGCUCAGUUACCGUACUUCGAUGUUUGCAUAAGCAAUACCCCUUACAAGAUAUCGUCACCCUUGGUUUUCCGCCUACUCUCUCAUCGACCCAUCUUUCGGUGCGCAAUCCUAAUGUUCCAGAGAGAGUUUGCUCUCCGACUCGUGGCCCGGCCGGGUGACAAAUUUUGGGGCCGUCUAAGUGCCAAUGCGCAGCUCUACGCCAAAAUCGACCAUAUCAUGAAAGUGGGAAAGGAUAACUUUCGGCCACCUCCCCAAGUGGAGAGUUCGGUUGUCCGAAUCGUACCGCUAGACCCACCGCCGCCUAUACGCUUCGAGGAGUUCGACGGGCUGACGAGACUACUCUUUAGUCGGCGGAAUAGGACUGUGCAUGCCAAUCUCCGAGCGAAAGGCGUGUAUUCCAUGUUGGAGGCAAAUUAUAAAACGUGGUGUUCGCAGAACGAUAAGACGGUUGACCAGUCGAUUGAUUUUAAGACGAGAGUGGAAGGGAUAUUAGAAGAGUCAGGCUUCAGAGAACAACGUCCCGCAAAAAUGGAUAUCAAUGACCUCUUAAAGCUGCUUCAUGCAUUUCAUGAGAACGGCAUACAUUUUGCGUAAUAAAGGGAAAUGCAGUUUUACUUCUUGGACUUCAUCGUGUCACGCACCUCUAUACACCUUUUCGGUACACCGCGACUAAUCAGCGUCUCCAUCACCAUGUUGAUAUGCUUGCCUUGUACCAUUACCUCUUUCCCUGCCUUCCCAGGUAAUUCUGUUA